AUAUCUAUAUUAAUUUAAUAACUCUUUCUAAGGAUUAUAAAUUUGAUAAAGACAAUUUGAUCUUGCUGUGGAGGGCAAAAGAUCUUUUACAGCCUCCAAAAAAUGGAAAGACUUUGGAAGAAGUUGGUUAUGAGUAUUUUAAUGAUUUAGCUUCAAGAUCUAUUUUUCAACGUUUUGGAAGUGGAAACAGUUCCAGGCGUUUUGUGAUGCAUGAUCUGGUGCAUGAUUUAGCAACAUUGAUCGGAGCAAAAUUCUACUUUAGAACAGAAAAAUUUGGCAAAGAAACGAAGAUUGAUAACAAGACUCGGCAUUUAUCAUUUAACAACAUCAGUGAUCCAAUGACGGAUAACUUUGAGAUUUUUGACCGAGCAAAACAUCUUAGGACCUUUUUGACAUUCAAUUUUACUCCAUUCCACAAUGAAAUGGCAGCAUGCAUCAUUUUGUUAAAUUUGAAGUGCUUGAGAGUUUUGUCAUUUCAAAAGUUUCGUGAUCUUAAUGCAUUGCCUGAUUCGAUAGGUGAACUGAUUCAUUUGAGUUAUUUGGAUCUCUCUUCCACAACUAUAAAGACACUACCGGAGUCAUUGUGUAAUCUACAUAAUCUACAAACCUUGAAGUUGUACCAUUGUUAUCAACUAAUCAAACUUCCCAAUGGCAUGCAAAAGCUUGUGAAUUUGCGCUAUCUUGAUAUCAGGAAAACUCGAAAGUUAGAAGAUAUGCCUAGAGAAAUGAGCAAAUUAAACAAUUUGCAAUAUUUGAGUUGCUUUGUUGUGGGCAAGCAUAAAGAGAAAGGGAUCAAGGAACUAAGAACACUGACAAAUCUUCACGGAUCACUUUCCAUUAGUAAAUUAGAGAAUGUUAGCAACAACAUUGAAGCAUCACAAGCGAAAAUAAUGGAAAGUGAUAUUCUUGGCUUGAAUCCAUUCUCAAACACAAAGAUAUUCUUGGUCUUCAACAUAUUACAACUCACCACCACUCUUCUUGGAGAACUCCAUCAACCUCUCUAG
Cicer arietinum (chickpea) is the source of this 1004-nucleotide messenger RNA. Lineage: Eukaryota; Viridiplantae; Streptophyta; Magnoliopsida; Fabales; Fabaceae. The record is from RefSeq and is a predicted model, not a curated record.